CUGGGCCCAACCUAAAAUCCUAAAACCGUAGAAAUCGUUCUCUUCGUUCGUCUUCCCCUAAAUCCCUUUCCAAAUUUGAACUUCGUCUUCAUCCUGUUCUUCUGAGCGAGCUCUUCUGGUAUAACUCCACCGACCGUGCGGACGCAGACGCCAAGAUAAAAAUAUCUGGGUUUAAUUUGAAAUGGGUUGGAAAGCGGCCGAGAAACUCAUUAGGCACUGGAAGAUUCUCAGAGGAGAUAAUGUGAUGAUAACAAGAGGCAAAGACAAGGGCGAGACGGGUGUCAUCAAGCGAGUCAUUCGCUCUCAGAAUCGUGUCAUCGUAGAAGGCAAAAAUCUGGUGAAGAAACAUAUCAAGCAAGGCCAAGGUCAUGAAGGUGGGAUUUUUACUGUUGAAGCACCUCUCCAUGCCUCAAAUGUUCAAGUUGUUGAUCCAGUGACAGGGAGGCCUGUUAAGGUUGGUGUGAGAUAUCUCGAGGAUGGAAUGAAAGUUCGAGUAUCUAGGGGAUUAGGUGCGUCGGGAUCUAUAAUCCCUCGUCCUGAGAUCUUGAAGAUAAGGACUACUCCAAGACCUACAGUUGCUGGCCCCAAGGACACUCCGAUGGAUGUCGUGUUCGAGAAGACUUACGAUGCUAAGACGGGGAAGGGCAUGCCUGAACUUUGAGAGAAUUAGUUUCCAACUAUCUUUCUAAAGCUCGGAUGGUAGAUUUUAGCAGAAAGAAAUGGAAGCAUAUUAGUUCUCGUAUGUUGGGCGAAAAUGAUUGAGAAGUUUGUGUACUGAACUUGUGCAUACAUUUUGUUAUUUCGUUGGUAACAUUGUACAAGCGAAAUGGCUUUGAUUGCUAUAGGAUUUUGGAGAUGAAUGACUUAUUCUUGCAUAUGGAACAUCUCACAUCGCUAUACUAGUAAUCUUAAAGGAGAUUAGAAGAUCA
Malus domestica (apple) is the source of this 929-nucleotide messenger RNA. RefSeq lists its product as uncharacterized. Lineage: Eukaryota; Viridiplantae; Streptophyta; Magnoliopsida; Rosales; Rosaceae. The record is from RefSeq and is a predicted model, not a curated record. Gene Ontology annotation, biological process: translation. Gene Ontology annotation, molecular function: RNA binding; structural constituent of ribosome. Gene Ontology annotation, cellular component: ribosome; mitochondrion.